UUAAUGGAGAUUGGCGAUAGAAAUGACUGGGUACCUACACAGUACCCUGAAUGGGAAAAUUAAUAAAAUACCUGAAAAUGUUUGCGCCUUAUAAAUUGGGGCUUGUCUGAGUUUGUGGAGGCUGAUUUCCUUUCUUUGCCGUGGUAUACGAAGUCUUGACAAGUCUUCUUCUAGAUUUUGGGGGCGGUAUUGGUUUUCGUUUCGCUGUAUAAAGGGUGAUGAAUCGAACCAGCAGUAUGUCGCAGAUCAGAGCAGGCUUUUCUCUCGAUUCGGGACAGGAAAAUCUAAGCACAGCGGCUGUUCGCAUGGAGGAUUUUGGGGGGCCUUAUUCGCCCAGAUCUAGCGGGUACUAUUCGCCUGCGGAGCCACACUUUCUGGAUGCCUGUCAUAUGUGCAACCGCCGCCUCGGCGAUGGCCGCGAUAUCUACAUGUACAAAGGUGACAGUGCAUUCUGCAGUGAAGAAUGCAGGCAACAGCAGAUAGUGAUAGAUGAGCGUAAGGAGAAAAGCUUAGCAAGUGUGACGGGCAUGAAGAAAGGGCAAGUGUCCUCCUCCUCAUCCUCCACUAACAACAAACCCAAUUACAAAGCACAGGCAGGAACAGUUGCAGCUGCAUAGUGGUCUACAAAGCAAAAUUACAUCAACUCAUUUUGUUAAAAAUGCUUUUCUGGGUCAAUUGCAUAUAAGCUACCAAGUAUUUUACCCACAACAAGAGAAAACUAUCUCAGUCUUGUGGGAAAUCAAGUUUGGUCCUAUAAUAUCGGCUUAUACUAAAUUAUUCAGUGGUAUAUGGCCAAUUUUCAUUGUCUGCAAAAUUUUACACUGCAUUCAAUUUUUGGCCCGGUUUCUUCUUGUUAAUGACCUUAAUAUGUAUAAUACUUUAAAAAUUAAUUAGUUAAAAAUAUUUUCAAUCUUUAUAUACCCA
Molecule: messenger RNA, 924 nt
Organism: Cryptomeria japonica (Japanese cedar)
Lineage: Eukaryota; Viridiplantae; Streptophyta; Pinopsida; Cupressales; Cupressaceae
Product: FCS-Like Zinc finger 2
Exons: 2
Coding region: 219-617 (132 amino acids)
Source: RefSeq, a predicted model, not a curated record